CUUGUUUAAAUUGGCAUUUGUUUUGAGUUUUUACUUUUUCAGUACCAUCUCUAUCUGCAGUCAACUCCAAAGUUGAAAAAACUCUCGUUUUCUCAACCUCAAAUCUUAGUCUAAACAUGGCCAAAACGCCCAUCAAAUGCUAUGUGGUAAUAUCUCUGUUUCUUAAUCUUAGCUUGUUUAUUUAUGUGCUACUGCUCAACUCAGUCUUAUCCCGAAAGAAUGAGUGGGGUUAAGUCUGACUCUUGAACAGGUUGACGCAUUCACCGACUCAGCCUUCAAGGGAAACCCAGCAGCGGUUUGUUUGUUGGAGGAAUAAAGAGAUGAGAAAUGGCUGCAAGCACGGCUGCUGAGUUUAAGUUCUCCGAGACUUGUUACUUGACUCGGAUCCCCAACUUCACCUCUCCAAACCCCAAGUUUUGUCUUAGAUGGUUUGCCCCUGUUACUGAGGUUAAGCUAUGUGGUCAUGUAACCUUAGCAUCUGCUCAUACUCUCUUUACAACUGCUUUGGUAAAUUCAAACAUUAUUGAAUUUGAUGCACUAUUUGCAACCCUAACUGCUGAAAGAUUACCAGAUAUUAGUCUAACCAAUGUCUCCGAGAUUCAGAACGGUGGAGUGGACGGCUGCUUUCUGAUCGAACUGAAUUUUCAUACUGUUCCCGUUACCAACUUCAAUUCUGCUGAGGCUUCACUUAUAUCGAAAGCCUUGAAUGAUGCUCCUCUUAUUGAUGUUAAGAGAACGACUACCGAUGGUGAUAUCUUCGUUAUUCCUCAAUAACACUAGCAGUCUUUUUAUUUCUUGAUUUUCUUUUUUUUGUCUGUUUGAUCAGGAUCAU
Messenger RNA from Gossypium raimondii (Peruvian cotton), 832 nucleotides. RefSeq lists its product as uncharacterized. Gene Ontology annotation, molecular function: isomerase activity. The transcript has 2 exons. NCBI's taxonomy places the organism in Eukaryota, Viridiplantae, Streptophyta, Magnoliopsida, Malvales, Malvaceae. The record is from RefSeq and is a predicted model, not a curated record. Gene Ontology annotation, cellular component: cytoplasm. Bases 328 to 774 code for a protein of 148 amino acids. Gene Ontology annotation, biological process: biosynthetic process.